AUGAUCGGAGCUUCAGAUGAAUCCAUUCCGGCAGAGGAAUAUCAGCAACGCAUUCGAAGGGUACGAAAAGCCCUUGAGUCUGCUGGCCUGGUUGGGUUGAUUUCCUUUGGCGACUGCUGGAGGGGUGCCAACAUCUGCUACUUCACGGAAUUCCGACCCCUGGACGGAGUAUCUGAUAUCGCCAACACUAUCUUCUUUCUUGGUGUGGACGACGAAGUCCCUGCGCUAUUCGUCUCUAAACAAUGCGUUGACUAUGCCUCCGAAGUCACUACUUUCCCUGUCUACAGCUUUGACGAAAUGAAACAGCAUCUUGAAGCAUUCGCGGCCCGGUUUCGGACCGGUACAUUGGGAUUGGCUGGUGCCUUCUACUUCCCAGAAGAUCUCGCUCGCAGAGUGAGGGCAUCGAUUGGAGAGCUCAGACUAAAGGAGACCCAGGUUCUGGCCGAGAUCAAGGCAAUCAAGAGCGCUCGCGAAGUAGGGUUGAUCCGGAAAGCCUCUGCAUUAACAGACAUGGCGAUGGUUGCCAUCCGUGAUACAUUGGCCGAUGGCAUGCCACAUACAGAACGGGAGCUGGCCUUGAUUGCCGAUCGCGCCAUGCUGGCUGGAGGUGCUGAGCGAACCGGUUAUGACUCUAUGGUGCAAAGCGGUCCUCGAUCGGCCUUCAAUCUCGCUCGACCUACUGACCGCAUUGUUCAGCCCGGAGACUUGGUCAUGACUGACAUUGGCGCUCGUUAUCGCGGAUACGUUGCUGAUGGGGGAAGAGGCUUCACGUACGGCAGCUCGAGCGCAGAAAAGAUAGCGAUUGUGAAAGCGGCAGCUUCUGCCGUCGAAGCCGGUCUGGCAGCCGCACGGCCGGGCAUCACGGCUUCAGAUCUUAACGUGGUGAUCCAGAAGGCGUUAGUGAAGUCUGGUUACGAGGAAUACUCCAGCGAGGCGCGCGGACACGGAACAGGCCAUGGAACGGGUAUGGAUCCGGAGGAGGAGCAGCCGUGGAUUGGCCCUGGGAAUGAAACCAUCCUGAGAGAGAACAUGGUGUUUACAUUGAAGAGUACUAUCACGGUACCGGGUGUUGGAGGUCUUCGGACAGAGCGGAUUGUGCGAUUGACGGCGACAGGCUGUGAACCGUUGGAUGUUUUCCCAAUGGAGCUUUAUUGGUAG
Molecule: messenger RNA, 1158 nt
Organism: Penicillium lagena
Lineage: Eukaryota; Fungi; Ascomycota; Eurotiomycetes; Eurotiales; Aspergillaceae
Product: M24 family metallopeptidase
Exons: 1
Coding region: 1-1158 (385 amino acids)
Source: RefSeq, a predicted model, not a curated record